Lytechinus variegatus (green sea urchin) is the source of this 2816-nucleotide messenger RNA. Its product is annotated as caseinolytic peptidase B protein homolog. The transcript is spliced from 9 exons. The coding region runs from base 885 to 2501 and encodes 538 amino acids. The record is from RefSeq and is a predicted model, not a curated record. Gene Ontology annotation, molecular function: ATP binding; ATP hydrolysis activity. NCBI's taxonomy places the organism in Eukaryota, Metazoa, Echinodermata, Echinoidea, Temnopleuroida, Toxopneustidae. Gene Ontology annotation, biological process: cellular response to heat. Gene Ontology annotation, cellular component: mitochondrion; cytoplasm.
GGUCGUGCUUCUGUUUUUGACCAUUCUGCUACAUUUGUACAGAAUUACAAUGCAUGGUUACAAAUAGUCACAAGAUCAAUUGUGAAAGCCACUUGAUAACGAAUCUCUCUACUGGCCUGUAUACGAUUUACAUAUGUUGCUUGUUGCUAGGUCAGGCAAACAGUGGAUGAAAAUUAUCUUCAUUUCCCGUAGAAUAUAUAUAAUAUCAAUAAUGACACAAUAAAGUGGAACAAAUUCCAUUGCAUUUUAAGAAUGUCGCAUAAAACAAAACUGGAUGGAAUUCGAACUUUGGCAUGUAUACAUACCUUUGGAAGAGAUUAUCAUUUGAACUCAUGAUUAUGAACUAGUAUUAUAACAUAUUCAGCAUUUUUACCAAUAACAAAUAUGAUAUUACAGGUUAAGUAAUUACAAGAUAAGAUUAGGCUUAGCUUUUCCAAGAAGUUUGACAUUUGUUUUACGACAAAAUAGAAAUUCGCCACCUAUCAGUUAUUUGCAGGCUAUAGCCUGAUAUGAACAGGGAAUCUUGCGACUGGUGAGUAUAAACGUUUUUGUCUCAUUUUCUUUAAAACACAUAGGAACAACAUAUAUGUUUAUUUUUACACGAUUUUUUUUUCAGAAAACUGACAGAUAUUACUUUGUUGUAAGAAAAAAUGAAAUGUGAGAUGUAUACUUGAUAGGUUUAUUUUGUUGAUGGGGGGGGGGGGGCUAUGUACAUCUUGAUUGUUUUGUUAACUAAAAAUGAAAAUGAACUGUUAUGUGUGUGCGGGAAAAUCACAUAUUUCAAAUUUUAUUUACAUCUAAUUUUGCUGAAGAUUCAAUCAGAAAUAUCUUUGCUCAUUAUCAAAUUAUUAAUUCUUUAUUUGAAAGGAUCAUAGAAGUUAGUAAUGGCUGAAGCAGACUGGACCUGUCAACAUUGUACUUUCUUCAACCAAAACAGUGCAUCGAAAUGCCAAGCAUGUGACUCAGAGAGGAUAGAUUUCGGAGAUGUAUCAACUCCAAAUGAAGACGAGUGGUCUUGCCCUAUGUGCACUCACAACAAUAAAGUUGACUUGUUAAACUGUUCAGCCUGCCUGAUUCGAAAUCCUCACGCACCAACAUUUGAAUACCAUGAGUAUGCUGUUGCACUAGACGAGCCAACUGGAGCUACAUCAUUAGAUGUCGUCGACAGUGACUGGGUCUGUCCUGCUUGUUCAAGAUCCAACCCUGUGACGUCACUGAACUGUGUCCAUUGUCACGAUGACCAGUGGGUUGAUGUGUGGUCGUGUCCACAUUGUACCCAUGAUAAUCCGAUGGACAGCGUGAUUUGUUGGGUGUGUGAACACGGUCAGCAGUUGUUCUCGGUCGGCGAUGGGCAUGAUGUACCACAAGUCCAACAUCUUGCAACUGGCCUCGCUGGAAUGGAAAUCUCAACACACAGGAAACCCACUAAACUUGAGAAACAUUUUCAGGAUAAAAUUAUUGGUCAAAAGCACGCUAUCUCCUUGGUGGCACGAACUAUUAGACGGAAGGAAGGAGGUUGGCAAAGUGAAGACAAACCGCUGGUAUUCCUUUUCUUGGGAUCAUCUGGUAUUGGGAAAACCGAAAUGGCAAAAGCAGUGUCGACUUACCUGAAGCUCAAAGAAGCUGGUUUCAUCAGAAUUGACAUGUCUGAAUAUCAAGAGAAGCACCAGGUCAGCAAAUUCAUCGGAUCUCCUCCUGGUUAUCUUGGUCAUGAAGAUGGCGGUCAACUAACAGAGAAACUCAAGAAGUUUCCGAAAGCUGUAGUUCUCUUUGAUGAAGUUGAGAAAGCACACCCAGAUGUCCUUACUAUUAUGCUACAGCUUUUUGACGAGGGGAGGCUGACCGACGGAAAAGGUAAAACUAUUAGGGGUGAGAAGGCUAUAUACUUCAUGACAUCAAACCUUGGGAGCAAUGCCAUCACUGAAUUUUGGAAGGAAGCAAAGAAAGACACAGAACAAGUGAAAAUCCCUGAGAACUUCAAGCAAGAUGUCAUUCAGCCUAUUCUCAAAGAUCACUUCAAGAGAGACGAGUUCCUUGGCAGAAUCGAUGAAACUGUCUUCUUUCUUCCGUUCACCGAGCAAGAUCUUGUUCAACUUGUUACUAAAGAAAUGGAUAAAUGGGCAAAACGUGCAAAGAGUAUGCACGAUAUAAAAUUAUCCUGGGACCCGUCUGUUCUGAAAGUUUUAGCAACUGGUUACAAUGUUGAUUACGGGGCUCGUUCCAUCAUACACGAGGUAGACAGAAGAAUAGUGAAUAGUUUGGCAGAACUCCAAGGUGAAAAUGAAGAUAUCGUGAAAGGUAGCAAGAUCCAUAUAUCAGUUGUUAAAGACAGAGGCUCCAUGGAUAGUAACUCGCAGGGUACAUCAUCAGGAGCCAACGCUUCAUCAGAGAUGAUGACGACAAACCCAGAUCAUAAGGCAGAGAGCGCCACCUCUCGAGCUGUUAUGAAGAUGGAGGUGCUUGAUUGUAAUGAUUGUGUGAGGAUAGAAAUCCGAAUUUGAAAAUGUUGAUUCAAUAUUGUUGAUAACACAUUUCUGACAUGUAAACAGUACAACGAUGAUACAGAUUUGUUAUAUAUUGUGAAACUCUUACCAUCUGAAAUGAGAUCCGUACACCUGAGCCUGUUACUUGCAGGUGGAACAUUUCGAUCGAUGAUUUCUCAGAUUGUCUCUGCCAAUGACCCUCUGUAGCCUUAAAACCUUCCUUUCAUAUUUCUCCACUUUAAUUUUAUGAGAUUAUUCGCUUGCUAUAGAUAGCAUUAUGACGUCAGGUGGGUUCUUAUAAAAAAUGUGAAAUGAGAUAAAUAUUCCAAUGAA